AUGGAUGCUGGGCCGGUGACGUUGACGGUCACUUUUCUAAGUCCUGUUACACCGAACGAUAUGCUACGGCAAAGCAUGCCUAUCACAUACAUCGAUGUCGCAGUGAAAUCGAAUGACGGCAACAAGCAUGACGUUCAGCUAUACACCGACAUCUCCGCAGAAUGGGUGUCCGGCGAUCGCAGUCAAGUCGCACAAUGGGAUUACGGUGUCAUCGGGAACUCUUCAAGCUCUCUGCGCAAACGUGCUCCUGAAGCAGAGCCGACCAUGUUCAUGAAUGAGGCCGAGCUUGGUAUGCUUCGGGCAGAGCCCUCAUUUUUCAUGAAUGAGGCGGAGGAGCGCAGACGCCGCGAAUGUGACUCUACCACCACUUCUGCCGUCUCACAGGCGUCUGUCACUACUUCUGUGCAAGAGUCGCACAACGCCACGGAUCUUACGCCGACAGCCACUUCAAUCUCGGAUCAGUCUACGACGACUAUCGUCGACAAAGUGGUCUCUUCAACGUCUGUCUUUGCCACGGCUAACAUAACUGCUUCCGAUACUUCGGCCAACACAACCAGCAUCACCAUUACUAGUACCGCCUUCUCUACUAGUACGUCGGCCAAUACGAGCGCUACUGCUUCUAGCACCUCUGCCGCGAAUGGUAUCGCAUAUCACAAAGUUUGGAGACAGCUGCAACAAGAGUUUUCGGAAGAGUCUCAGCAAGCAUCCUGGGGCUACUGGUACUACGCGACGAAGAGUGUGGCAGGAUUGACUUACCAAUCUGGCGCAGACAUUGAUGUCCGAGGACAAUUUACAACUAGUGGUGGCUUGAACAACACGAACGAUACAGACUUCCGAGCCAUUUCUGACGACUGGCCGGUCUUUGCGUACGCUGUUGACCUUGGAUCAGUCGGCUCGGAAUCAGUCAGCACCGUCUUUACGCUCAAUCUGGCUCAAAAGAACGCCAUUCAGUUCGAGGGUGCGGACGGCAUCGAAUCUCUUCAAAGCUACUGGACGAACACUCACUCUGAUGACCUGUCCGCACUGUCCUUCUUCUAUAACGACUAUCAGGAAGUAGUCACCAUGACCACAGACCUGGACAACAAGAUAGCUUCAGAUUCCAAGGCCAUCAGCUCGGACUAUGCAACACUGACCACACUGAUUGUGCGUCAAGCUUUUAAUAGCCUGGCUGUGGUUGGAAAUGGCACAUCACCUUACGUCUUUCUAAAAGAGAUCAGCUCGGACGGGGACGUUCAAACUGUCGACGUGAUCUUCCCUGCCAUGCCCAUUUUCGUCUAUCUGAACCCAGAUAUCCUCAAGAAUCUACUGAUCCCCAUCUUCAUCUACCAGGAAGCUGGACAUUUCACGCAGGGCUCAUAUGCUCCGCACGAUCUGGGCUACUAUCCGAAUGCGACGGCCGCAGGAACAGAGACACAGCCACUUGAGGAAUGUGGGAAUAUGCUCAUCAUGUCGCUGAUCUAUGCCCAGAGGAGUGGCGAUACCGACUUCCUCAGUCAGCACUACAACACUUUGAACCAGUGGACACAGUACCUGGUCAACGAGUCAUUGAUCCCAUCAAAUCAGAUCAGUACGGAUGACUUUGCUGGCAGUCUCGCGAAUCAGACCAAUCUCGCACUAAAGGGUAUGAUAGGGAUACAAGCCAUGUCCAUCAUUGCCAACAUGACCGGGCAUGCCGCUGAUGGAGCAAACUACGCGCAGACAGCAGCCAGUUUCAUCGCGCAGUGGCAGAAUCUAGGCAUCGCGCAUGAUGCAAGCCCACCUCACACUACUCUCGCCUACGGACAAAACGACACUCAUGGUCUUCUAUAUAAUUUAUACGCAGAUGCUCUUCUACAGACAAACCUUGUCCCAGUAGAGAUCUACCAGAUGCAGAGUAACUUCUACCCAACAGUAGCAGACACUUAUGGCUCGCCGUUGGACACCCGACACAACUACACCAAGAGUGACUGGGAGAUCUUUUGUGCUGCUAUCGCAGACACCAAUACUAGUACUUGGCUCAUCAGCGACAUUGCCAAGUGGAUCAACGAGACGCCUACGAACACGCCAGUCACGGAUCUGUAUCAGGCUGAUAGUGGAGAUUUUGCGCAAGGUACCGGUCACUUUCUCGAUCGGCCUGUGGUGGGUGGGUGGUUUGCGCCUUUGGCGUUGAAUCAGACUGGUAUACCUGUUCGUUGA
Recurvomyces mirabilis is the source of this 2175-nucleotide messenger RNA. RefSeq lists its product as uncharacterized. The coding region runs from base 1 to 2175 and encodes 724 amino acids. Gene Ontology annotation, biological process: carbohydrate metabolic process. The transcript has 5 exons. Lineage: Eukaryota; Fungi; Ascomycota; Dothideomycetes; Mycosphaerellales; Teratosphaeriaceae. The record is from RefSeq and is a predicted model, not a curated record.